Molecule: messenger RNA, 1394 nt
Organism: Scomber scombrus (Atlantic mackerel)
Lineage: Eukaryota; Metazoa; Chordata; Actinopteri; Scombriformes; Scombridae
Product: protein lifeguard 2-like
Exons: 12
Coding region: 114-944 (276 amino acids)
Biological process (GO): negative regulation of apoptotic signaling pathway
Cellular component (GO): Golgi apparatus; endoplasmic reticulum; membrane
Source: RefSeq, a predicted model, not a curated record
GUCAUUCCUGAGCCAGACUGCAAAAACUACACAAUUGAGAAAGACGACACCAGAGACUCAUUGACUGGGUUUGAAUAAAGAACAAGGCAGCCCACUGUAGGACGACAGACAUCAUGACACAGGGCAAGUUGUCACUUGCAAACAAGUCCACCAAUGGCUCCCCAAGUGGACAGGCAUUGGUGCCCCCUGCUCCUCCCAGCUAUGAGGAAGCCACUGCGGGCACCAGUGCCCCUUGCUACAAUGAUGCAGAGAUGCUCACAGAGUUCACGUGGGAUGAUCGGAACAUCAGGAGGAUCUUCAUCCGUAAGGUGUAUGCCAUCCUGAUGAUCCAGCUUUUGGUAACUCUUGCUAUUGUGGCUCUUUUCACUUUCUGUGACCCUGUUAAGGACUACAUUCAAAGCAACCCAGGGUGGUACUGGGCCUCUUACGUUGUGUUCUUUGUUACUUACCUGACUCUGUCUUGCUGCUCUGCACCAAGGAGACAGUUUCCAUGGAAUCUGAUCCUGCUUGCAAUCUUUACGCUGUCCCUCUCCUACAUGACAGGGAUGCUGUCCAGCUUCUAUAACACCAAAUCAGUGGUACUGUGUCUGGGCAUCACAGUAGCAGUCUGUCUCCUUGUCACAGUCUUCAGCUUCCAAACUAAGGUUGAUGUGACAUCAUACCAAGGUGUUUUGUUUGUCUUCUGCAUGGUCAUGUUCAUUUCUGGACUGGUGCUUGCAAUCGUCCUUCCCUUUCAAUAUGUACCUUGGUUGGAUGCCAUCUACGCUGCCUUGGGAGCCAUACUGUUUACCAUGUUUUUGGCAUUUGACACCCAGCUCCUAAUGGGGAAUAAGCGAUACACCAUGAGUCCAGAAGAAUACGUCUUUGCCACCCUCAACAUCUACUUAGAUAUUGUCUACAUCUUCUCCUUCUUCCUCCAAAUAUUUGGAACAAAACAGGAGUAAAUCAGCUAUCAUCCUAGCUUUCUGGUGUACAGACAAGGGAUGCAUCAGUUUGGACAUUAAGUAGACACAAUGAGAGUCUUAUUUUGGUGAUUGUGAUGACAAAUCUUCCAAUUGUAACAGCUUUAUUUUUUGCCUGAUAAUGAUACUGGUUGUGAAGACUUUGUGAAUCUCGUGUACAAAUAAACAUGUACAUAGCCAAUAUCCACACCCAAGAUGUCUACAACCUUUCCCUCCUCUCUAGCAUGUUGUGGACUUAUAGUGUGUUAUGGGGCUAGUUUACCAGCUUAAAACAUUCAGUGGUCUUCCCCAUUUGACGUAGAUAAAACAUACUGUGAGUGUCCAUCUGAAGCCGUAUGGGUGUCUUCAUAUCCAUGCCUGCAUAGGUUUCACAAACAAUAGAUGCCAAUACUCAUUAAGAGGUAUUUUUCUCCAGUACAUUAUGCAUGACUU